AUGGGAAUAAAUCGUCAUCAUCGAAGAUAUUGCCGAUCAGUGAGUUUUUUACUCGCUGUUACAGUGGCGAUGUUUUUUGCUUGCACAAUGGUUUUGACAAUACUUCUAACAAUAAAAUAUAGUGAACAACCUGUAAUAACAAAACGAAUAAUUCAAUGCAAUGAUUCAACAGAGGCAUCAACAAUUGAAAAACAUCCAUUAAAAUGGCCAGGGCCAAGUGGAAGUUUAUAUGCGCGUUAUAAACGAGCUGCAAUUGCAACUGAUAAUGGGAUAUGUAGUGGAAUUGGAAGAGAUAUACUUAUGCUUGGUGGUAAUGCCAUAGAUGCAACCGUAGCAGCAUUGGUAUGUAUUGGUGUUGUAAAUCCACAAAGUUCCGGUUUAGGUGGUGGAUUUCUUAUGACCAUAUACAAUAGUACUUCAAAUAAAUGUAUAGUAAUUAAUGCACGUGAAACUGCUCCAGCAAUAGCAAAUGAAACAAUGUUCAAUGAUACACCAGAAGAUGUUUUAAGAGGAUAUCGUUCUAUUGCAACACCAUCUGAAUUACAUGGAUUAUGGACGAUAUUUUCACAUUUUGGAAGUGGUAAAAUAUCAUGGUAUCGAUUAUUUCAACCAUCAAUUGAAUUAGCACUGGAAGGAUUUCCGGUAUCAGCAGAUUUAGCGGAGAAACUUGCUAUAGGAGAAAAGAUUGUAUUAGCUGAACCAUCAUUAAAGAAAAUAUUUGUGAAUCCAAAAACUGAAAAGGUAUAUGAAGAAGGUGAUAUUAUUACAAGAGAUCAUUUAGGUGCAACAUUACAGCAUAUUGCAAAUAGUUCUGAUCCAAUACAACUUUUUUAUCGUGGUGGCAUUGCGCAAACAAUUGCUGCUGAAAUUGAAGAACAUGGUGGUUACAUAUCCAUGGAUGAUUUAAGUAAUUAUGAAACAAAAUUAAAUGAAAUUCCAAUUAUUACCGAACAUUUCCUUGAUAAUUAUGCUAUAUGUGGACCACCACCACCAAGUUCAUCUGCUAUCACACAAAGUAUCAUAUCAAUUAUGGCUGAAUUUUAUGAUGGAAAGAGUGAAUUUGAUAGAGAUGAUCCAUUAUUUUAUCAUCGUUUAAUUGAAGCGCAAAAGUUUGCAUAUGCUCAAAGGACAAAACUUGGUGAUGCAGCAUUCGUACCAGAAGCUCAACAAAUUGCCGAAGAGAUAAUUAAAAGUUCUUAUGUGAAACGUAUCAAAUCACUGAUCAAGAAUAUAUCACAGUCAUUGGAUACGUAUGGAAUGGAUUUAUUCCAACAACCGGAUGAUCACGGUACAUCACAUGUAUCAGCAAUCGAUCAGGAUAAUAAUAUUGCGGUUUCAUGCACAAGUACCAUUAACCGCAUGUAA
Messenger RNA from Loa loa (African eye worm), 1365 nucleotides. RefSeq names its product gamma-glutamyltranspeptidase. The transcript has 11 exons. NCBI's taxonomy places the organism in Eukaryota, Metazoa, Nematoda, Chromadorea, Rhabditida, Onchocercidae. Bases 1 to 1365 code for a protein of 454 amino acids. The record is from RefSeq and is a predicted model, not a curated record. Gene Ontology annotation, biological process: glutathione catabolic process. Gene Ontology annotation, molecular function: glutathione gamma-glutamate hydrolase. Gene Ontology annotation, cellular component: plasma membrane.